Messenger RNA from Andrographis paniculata, 2988 nucleotides. Its product is annotated as protein FAR1-RELATED SEQUENCE 8-like. The coding region runs from base 50 to 2620 and encodes 856 amino acids. The transcript is spliced from 4 exons. NCBI's taxonomy places the organism in Eukaryota, Viridiplantae, Streptophyta, Magnoliopsida, Lamiales, Acanthaceae. The record is from RefSeq and is a predicted model, not a curated record. Gene Ontology annotation, biological process: regulation of DNA-templated transcription. Gene Ontology annotation, molecular function: zinc ion binding.
CUAACCUCUCAGACUUUGACACAACGCACCGUCAACCUCUUCUCGAUAUAUGGCCGACGAUGCCGUUUUCUCCCCCGCCGACGAGGGCUUAUCGCCGAAUUCCGGCAUCGAAAUCACGGUAGGGGAAAGAUCUGGGAAUAGUGAAGAAUUGCUGGAUGAUGAUGGGGAGGAAGACUUUGAUAUCAAUACCAGUGACCUUGGAGAAGAAGACGAUCAAAUGCUUGAGGUCAAGAGCAAUGAUCUCGAGAACGACAUUCAACAAGUGCUAGAAAUUGAAAGAGUUGAUCUUGAGAAUGGCGAGGAGCAAGUGGUUGAAUACGAAACCAAUGACCAUGAGAGCAAUGGCGAGCGGGUGCUUGAAAUACCAAGCAGCAGUGGCCAAAUGGAUGGAAUCUCCAUCAGUGAUAAUGAGAUGAACAUAGCAGUUGGUCUGGGAAAUCGAGGUGACGCUCAGUCUUAUCCCCUGCCUGCUGUGGGAAUGGAGUUUGAAUCAUAUGAUGAUGCGUAUAACUAUUACAACUGCUACGCAAAGGAGCUUGGAUUCGGCAUUAGGGUCAAGUCGUCGUGGACAAAGCGCAAUAGCAAGGAGAAGCGUGGGGCUGUGCUCUGUUGCAAUUGUGAGGGUUUUAAGACAAUGAAAGAAACGAGCACUCGAAGAAAGGAAACAAGAACCGGGUGUCUAGCAAUGAUAAGGUUGAGGUUAGUUGAGAUGAACAGGUGGAGGUUGGAUGAAGUAAAGCUCGAGCACAACCAUUUAUUCGAUCAUCAAAGGGCCCAAACUUCCAGGUCACACAAGAAGAUGGAAACCGGGGCCAAAAGGAAGUUGGAGCCGGUUGUUGAUGUGGAAGUACAAACUAUCAAGUUGUACCGAACUCAAGCUGUUGAUUCGGUUAGUUAUGGAAGCUCAAUGGACCAAGAAGUCAGCUACCAUUUAGAGCCAUUUAAGUGCUUGAAGUUCGGGACCAGCAGUGAUCUUCUAGUGCUUCACGAUUAUUUUCGUCAGGCACAGCUUUCUGACCCAAACUUUUUCUAUAUUAUGGAUCUAAAUGAUGGCGGUUAUGUGAGGAAUGUCUUUUGGAUUGAUUCUAGGUCGAGGGCUGCCUAUGGUUAUUUUGGCGAUGUGGUAGUGAUCGACUCAACAUGCCUGUCGAAUAAGCACAAUAUUCCUCUAUGUUCAUUCAGCGGGUUGAAUCACCACGGCAAAACCGUGUUAUUCGGUUGCGGCUUUCUUGUUGAUGAAACCAUUGAGACGUACGUUUGGCUGAUGAGAGCAUGGCUUACGUGCAUGUCAGGACGACCACCGCAAACUAUAAUCACACAGCAAUGCCAGGCGUUGCGUAGUGCAGUAUCCGAGGUAUUCCCGAGAGCUCAUCACCGGCUUUGCUUAUCGCUUGUUAUGCAAAGCAUCCGAGAGAAGCUAGGCGAAGUCGGGGGAUCGGAAUUAUUUCAAACAUUUCUGAAUAGAGCAGUGUACACCUUGCUCAAAGUAGAAGAGUUUGAACUGGCUUGGGAGGAGACAAUUCGACAUUUUGCCAUCAGGGACGAUGAAUGGCUUCGAGCCUUGUAUGAGGAUCGAGAAAGAUGGGUUCCCGCCUACUUGAAAGACUCCAUUUUCAACGGAAUUUUCAGCUUCCAACCCGGCGAGUACACAACACCGUUCUUCCACGGGGUUUUACACAAUCAAAUGACAUGGAGUGAAUUUUUCAGCGCGUACGAGCUGCUUCGACAAAGAGCGAUUCAGAAGGAAUCCCUCGAUGAUUUCGAGUCACGACAGUUCAGACCCACGAUGAAGACAAGGUGCAGUUACGAGCUCCAGGCUUCCGAUUUCUACACUAAAGAUAUAUUCUUGAAGUUUCAAGAUGAGGUAGUUCUAAUGUCGAGUUGUUGCGGCGUAACGCAAGUUCAGGCGAACGGAUCCCUCAUCACGUACGUGGUGAAAGAGCGAAGCACCGAAGGAAACACACGGGAAGCGAAAAACUACGAAGUUGUGUACGACAAAGUCGGACCGGAAGUUCGCUGCAUCUGCUGCUGCUUCAACUUCAAAGGAUACUUAUGCAGGCACGCCUUGACCGUCCUCCAAUACAACGACGCGGAGGAAAUCCCUUCUCAGUAUCUCCUACAACGAUGGAGUAAAGAUGCAAAGCGCGUGUACGUUCCCGACUUCGGCUCGAACGCCAUCGACACCAGCAAUCCAGUGCAGUGGUACGAGCACCUGCACCGACUCGCCAUGCGAGUCGUGACGGAAGGGACUGUGUCGUCGGAACAUCAAAUGGCUGCUUGGCAGGCGUUCAAGGAAUCACUCAACAAGAUUUGCAGAACCUACACGUUCAGAUGCAGAUGGAUAAUUGAUGGAGAAUGUGCUAGGGGAGGGUCUGUUGGUCAAAUUGGUUAUCCUUUGCUUGGUGAAAAUCCUUGGCCUCAAUCUCCUGGGGUGGAAUUUGAUCCUACGCCGAUGUUUAUUAUUUCUGCAAUUGUUAUGCUAAUCAGCACGGAUUUGGAGCAAGUAAUGCUUGAUAGUUGGUAUAGAGAGAUCAAGGAGGAGUACAGAGGGAAGUUAAGCUACAACAAUGCUGGCUUCAAGAAGAAAAGUGAAGCCAACAGGCUGCAUGGCGCUGAUUAAAUUUAGGUUGAAAGAGAAUACGAGGUGGACGAAUAUAAAAGAAGAGGUUAACGAGGUUGCAAAGUUUGACGAAAUAUAGGGGAUUGUGGAUUGCAAAAUCAGGUUGUUUAGAGCAGUGCUCAUUGAGGCAGAGGUUAACAAGGUUGCAAUGUUUGACGAUGGUGAAUGUAGCAGCAAACUGAAGCUCAAAACAGGGGAUUCUCAAGAAAUGUUAACUUUUUUACAACUUCGAUGGAAAAUCCUGAGGUUCCUCUUGUGGCAUUUACCGGUUUCGAUCACCAUACUCCGGCCAAACUGCAGAGUCAUUUAAAUGGCUCUUCAGAGCAUGGCUAACCUACAUGGUGGCGGGAGAUGAUCUUCAAACUGCC